This is a messenger RNA of Zymoseptoria tritici IPO323, 1005 nucleotides long. RefSeq lists its product as uncharacterized. The record is from RefSeq and is a predicted model, not a curated record. Bases 1 to 1005 code for a protein of 334 amino acids. NCBI's taxonomy places the organism in Eukaryota, Fungi, Ascomycota, Dothideomycetes, Mycosphaerellales, Mycosphaerellaceae. Gene Ontology annotation, molecular function: dioxygenase activity. The transcript is spliced from 3 exons.
AUGACGAUUCCGCUGAAGGAGGUGUCCAUCGCUCCAUUGCCGACGAUCGACUAUGACCUACUGUUGGCUCGAGAUCGAUUCGAGAUUGCACGUCUCGUGGACAUUUGCAGAACUCACGGUUUCUUCUAUCUGAAAUUCGCGGGCUCACAGGCCGAACGUCUUCUGUCCAAUUCGGACGAUGUCGUGGAUUUGAUGCGAGACUACUUCCAACAACCUCUGGAGACCAAGCUCAAAGAUGUCAGAGGGACCGUCACGCAUGGACACUUAUGCUAUGAUCACAGCUAUUGCCCGACAGGGAGGUACACCGGCGCGAAAAGAGGCGAAAGAGAUUGCUACGAGACUUUGAAAAUUUCGGAGGCUGAGAUGGACGCUAGAGCGCCGCAACUCCCCAAUGUGGUGCAUCAACAUACCGAGCUCUUCAGCGACUUCAUCUCGGGAUCACACGCAGCAUUGAUCACAGUCCUGAAGUGUCUAUCCAUUGGCAUGAAUCUGGAUGAGACCGAGCGCUUUGAGAACAAACACCGGCCAAAUGAACCCGCAUGUACCACAAUGGUGCUCUUUCGUUACCCAAGACAGGUAGUAGAUGGCGAAGGUAUCGGCCACAAUGUGCACACGGACAUUGGUAGCCUGACCCUGCUUUACUGUCAAGACUGGGGAUUGCAACUGCUGAGUCCAGAGAAUAACGAGUGGGGUUUUGUCGAACCACGUCCUGGGCACACCAUCAUCAAUGUUGGAGAUUCGCUGCGCUUCCUGUCGAAUAACCAACUACGAUCUUGUGUCCAUCGAGUGAUUCCGCUUACGGAGCGGCAAGAAACCGACAGGUACUCAAUUGCCUACUUUCUUCGCGCUGAGGAUCAGUCGGUCUUUGUGGACAGCAAGAAAAGGGAGCUUUCGGCACGUUCGUGGCACGAUGAGAAGUACGAAGUUUUCAGACAGCCUCACGAGGUGCAGGAGAUUGAUAUGGUGUUGACGGGUGGAAUGGAGAAGCAGGGCCGCUUGUGCUAA